AUGGCUAGCAAGGAAGAGCCAUACCUUCCUUCCCUGGAGUUGUGUCUCUCAGGAAACUCGAAGCUGAUUACAUGGAGCCUUGCCUACCAGUGGCUAUGCGACCUUCCACCAUCUGGGGAUGACUCCUCACUUGUUGCCUUUCUUUCAUGCGAGAGCUCCGUACGGCUCCUUGUAUAUGCCAUCCAUGGCUUACCCAAACGCUCCACCCAAUCAAAGUCCGAUUUUGAGACCAGAACCGCAGCAAUAAAUGUCACACCAGCUUCCAAUGGGCACUACAACAUCGAAGAGAUCAAAGAAGAUGCUCUAUGGUUGAGCAGAGAAGUGGAUCUUAACGAAAUCGAGGCACUAAGGAUUGCCACAGUCGAAUGGCAAAACCGACCCAGAGAUAUGCUUCGCGAAGGCCUUUCGGAAACCGAACAAGCUAGCCUACACGAUGUUCUGGGUGCUCUCAGUGCUGCUGGACCGCUGAGUCGGUGUCUAGAUGCAAGUGUCGGCCAUGGACCUUCAAGGUCAUUCCUUUCUGCCGAGAGGCGCAAGGCCAGGUUGUUGAACAUCUACCUCGAAGAAACCCGAAGCCUGCUGGGUUCUUGCGAGAAGCUUGUCUGCAUUUCUCUGUCUGAAGAAGCCCUACCGAUCGCGUCAGAGGUAGGUUCAAAAGAGACGUCUGAUGCUGACAGACAAAUCCGAGACCUGGGGAAAUCUGUCUUUGAGAAACUCACCAAAGUUGGAACGGAAGAUGGAUUUGAGAGCCAUGUUACCUCCUGCAUCGAGGCAAUGCAAUCUCGACUUGAUAGUGUUGCACAUGGGAACGGUUGGCACAAACCAGAGGACAAGGAAGUGGAAAUAGAGAGGAAUUGGGUUACAACCAAUAUUCAGGAGCUGAUUCUACUUUCUGAUUUCAUAUUGGUCAAUUUGCGCACGUCCCGUCGCAUAGCCAAGUCAUCCAUUAUUUUACUCUGGUUCCGGAUGGUGUCUAAAUAUGACUUUUUUGGUACCUUUCAACCACAAUCGGAGGAACAGGCGAGCCUGAUAGGGCUAUUACAAGUGUCGGCUUCGAUCACGAGUAUAGCGAUCCUCGAUCCCGCCACGUCCAUCACAUACCUCUUGGAAAGCGAGGUUACGCUCCAGGUCGAACAAGAUACUGAUGAGAACGUCUUCUACUUCUUCGAUCGAAACAACAUCGGCGAAAUCCAAGAGAUCUUUCUCAAUCUAGCAGGUGCUUGCAUACCUUUAGCUAGCCCUGCCGUAUUUGCUUGGGGCAUUGUGCUGUAUACCAUUCGGGAGUUGGGACUCUCGGCAAAGGAUACGAGAGAAGGGCAGCAAGUUCAGAAAGCGCUGGACCAGGGUGUCACAAAUGAGCAGCAACAACUCAGUCGCAGGCUGUCCAGCAGCAGUCUUGGCUCCUUCCAGCAGAGCUUUUAUGAGGAUGUGGUGGAACAGGCGCGGGCCUUCUCUUUUGGGGAAGAUCCCGUGGUGUUUCUCACGCAAAGUGCAACUGACGGUUGUCACGUCUUCGACGUAAUCGUGAAUAUAGCAACUACAGUAGCUUCUUCGACAUCCUCGCUCUUAGCAUUUUGGAAAGAUAUGGCACUUCUAGACCUUAUCAAGGUUUCAUUUGAUCCCAUGGGAUACGCACCAGAGAUUCUGACAGCAGUAUUGGCAGUCCUCCAACCCCAUGAUCAAGCCACAAAUCCAAGUCUCACAACACCAGCUUUGGAAGCGAAAGUUGCCGCUGCGUUUCUGUCUGAUGAUUUUCUAAUGAGCAACAUUCUUGAUAUCUCAAUGGCACGCUUCCCUUAUGAAGCUCUCCCCUUCCUUAGACUUUGCAGGGCUCUUGCAUCCGCUGGACGUGCCACUGAUACUGACGAACAUCCGAUUGUGGAGCGGCUGCUUUCCAUGAAAGCAUUUACCCAAGUUGUUCCACCGGGAUUUUCAGGUUACCGUACAAUCAGAGAGGAAGAAAAUGCAAAUCUUGUUACUUUGGAGCAACCUCUCGAAUAUUCUGUUUCGUCAAAGUCAACGAUACGGAGCAGUGGCACAGAAACGACAAAACCUCAGGAUUUCUACCAUUUCCCACAAGGCACAAUCGGUCGAGUCAUCUCUGAUUCAAGACCUACAGUAAUAACGUGGUACCACAACUACUCUGGCCUCGAAUUUCUUGGGAGGUGGCUCGAACUGUAUCACAAUGGCCAAGAGGCAGAGUUCAUCUUCCAAGCAGAACCCGCCGAAUUGAUAGUCUCUACAAUCAUCCAGCUUCUCACAACGCUGGUAAAUUCAGCCAAGCAAGAAGAUCCCUCCAGGAUUCUGGAAGAAGCUAGCAAUGGCUUGAGUCGCAACUCGGAUAUCAUUCUUGUUAUUUUCGAAAUCUUUGAGCAGCAUAUCCAGGGACUACGGAUCAAGAGGGCCCCGGAUGGGGCGGUCGGCACGGCGGGUGCCUGCGUUGAAUUCAUGAGUGCUAUUGUCAACAUACUGCCUGGCAGAACCUGGCCACUGCUUGCUCGCAGUGGCUUUCUGAACCUUGAUGGUGCUGGCAGUCUCCUUCUUGCAAUUGCCUCCACGGAGGCAACAGUUGGAUCGUUCAGCUUCUUGGAAACAAGUGUGAAUCUUUAUGGUAAGCUUCUUGAUAAUGUAAUUGCACAUUCUAUACAUCAAGGACACCAACGCAAGGUGAGAGAAUACAAAAGACUGCCACCAACAACAGAUCCCGGUGCACCUGCCCACGUCAGAACGAGGGUAUUACUUGCCUUCACCCAGGCCAUCACAGAAAUCUACGACAGCCUUUCGAGCUGGCAAUUCAGAUCUAUUACAAAUCAAGCCCAUAUCCGAACCAACAUCACACGAGGCUUCCGUGACCUGCUUCAAUACGCGUUUGGGAUUGACGACAGUGACAACCUAUCGGCAAAGCUGACGUCGAUUACUUCGUUGGCUGCGCCUUAUGUGCUCGACUUCUUCCGGCCUGACUCACCGAGUGACACCAAUUUGGGCACACUCAUUCGGGUCUUGGCAAAUGGACUCCUGGAGCAGGAUCCCCUCCACCAAGAAGUCGUCUUCCAAGCUCAGGUUGAGCAGACCGAAAAUUCCAUUUGGCUUUGUCAUGAUCUGAUACGGGGGGCAAGAUUGAAGCACAAUGUGACUUUCCUCGAGAGACAGCUGUGCCAAGUCUUUCCAGUUCUUGUAAGAUUGUACGGAAUGCAUGCCAGAUACCAGAUACCGUGUCUGAGGGUUAUGUCUGAACUUGUUACUGUAGGCUCCGUCAGCGAGAGUGACAGCUCCUCAUUGCUGGGCUUUCUCGGUAUGGAGUCUUCUAGAAAUCUGCUGGAAAUGCUUUCCACCCUGGAUAGACCCCGUUCAGACUCUGGCCUCUAUGUCACAAUCUGGGAAUUCCUCACGUCACUACUUAGUGUGCGCCAGCAGUGGUUUGCCAUCUAUCUGUUGACAGGGUCUUCGCCCAAGGAAAAAUUGCAGUUUGGCAAGCAUGACGAGAACCGGCAAAGUGCUGUCGUACGAGGUAAAGCAUUCCUAACAGUAGCGCUGGAUAACCUUUCACAUAUCGAGAACGUGGAAGGACAACGCGCCACCGCGAUGCUCUCGUUCGUCUGUCGGGCGCAAGAAAAUUGGUCCUGGGCCACAAGCAGUCUUCAGUCCCAUCCAGACUUCUUUGCUGGUAUCAUGUCAUACGUUGGCAAGCUGAAUGUGAAGCAAGGAUCUUCUCUGCAUGAGUGUUACCAAUACAAGAUUGCUGCCCUUGUUGCAGAGCUCUCGAUCGUCUAUCUUCAUUAUGCUAGGUCCAAUCGAGACUUUUCCAUAAUGAAGAAGAUGCUACCAGCGUUCAAAUGGUACACAACCUAUGCUGUCGGGAACACGACUUACAACAACUCCUUGCAUACGAAUCUGCGAAAGAAUCUCAAAGCGAGGUACCCCAACUGCGAUACUCUCAACCUUAAAAAGACAGCUUUCUCUCCUCCCAAGUAUGGACCGAAUUUCUUCUACGAAAUCCACAUAGCAGCGAAGAUGCUGUCCUCUGAUUCCUCGUGGAUUGGAUCGACACGGAACCCAGGAUUUUCCAAUGAGUUUAGGCUUGCAAAUCUCAAUCUGUCGUUCGUCGAUGCGCAGUUAUCGCUCCUAGCCAGCUUUAAAGCAUUAUGCAUGGAGCACUCUGCUUUCUUCGUGCAAGAUCGCGAAGUCCAGAGGCUCAUGGCCCAGAUCGUCCGCAACAGCCUGACAGCAAAUUCACAACCCUGUCCAGCCGAAAAAAUCUUUGAUUCUCUCUUCGAAAAUCGCAUCGAGCUAGCUGUGGGGCUUCUCCAGGGUCUGGUGGAUGUCAAGGCGAGAGGUUCCGAAUUCACCACUCUUCUGGUCAGUGCGUGGGAGACAACAAGGUUCCGAAAUUCCAGCUACGACUCGGCAAUAUCGAACAAUGAUCUGGGCUACUAUAGGUCCUGCCUUACUGCACUUCUUCUGUGCAUACAACUUCACACCGAGAAGUAUGAGAAGUCGCAAUCUACCAAUACUGGCCGAACUUCUCACACCUCGACCCGGUCGAUGAUCCUUGAGAUCCUCUCCAAUAUUGUUGCGCAGGGAGUGGGGCAAGUAUGCAGCGCACUGUGCGACCAAGCUCAGCCCCAGCAAAGCGGCACCAUUGAGUCUGACAGUGGUUCAACGUCCGAAGUCGGUAUCCGGGACUUCUCGCUUCUUCUGUCUAUUCUUCAGAGCUCACUACGCGUCCCCUGGCUGUCGCAGAUGGUUGCACAGGUAUCAUCAGUCUUCAUAUCAAGCAACAUCAUCGAUUCUGUGCUACGACUGUACAGCUGGUCACAUCGCCUCCUUCCACCCAACGCCGACCCAAUCUACUCGUCUUAUGCCCUCUCAUUCCUAGUUGCACUCUCCCCACUCCCACCAGUCGCAGAGGAACUCGGCAUCGAAGGCGUUCUAAACCGUAUAGGGACAAGCCGCAUCAACAUAAGCCUCCAAGCCAUUCCAGGCGGCGUUGGCCCAUUCGAGCCGCCCCGCAGACCCAACCAGUAUCCUCACCAGCAGCGCCUUUAUAUUGUCUGGUCCGAAGGCAUCCUUCCCCUCUGCCUCAACCUCCUCCACUCCGUCGGCAGACCGAUGGCAAGCGAGAUCGCAGUAUUCCUGAACCAGUUCCCCAACCAGCUCUCCCGCGCCAGCACCGCAUUCAUAUACAACGCUGCCUCCAAAGACCCAACUGCCGGCGCGGUCAGCCUGUCCUUGGCCGCCGAGGCUACAGCGCUAGCACUCAUCAGUCACGUGCUGUCCUCAUACCGUGUUGCAGGGGCGUCAGCGGGCGUUGACUCUUUCGAAAUCCCGAUCUUGACUCAUUAUGACGAGCCGGAGAACAAGAAGGCGCUCAAGGCGGAUCUUGAGGAGUUGGUCGGUCGGAGGGCCUUUCUAAGGAGUAGGAUCGUGGCCACCAGUGAGAGGGAGCUGGUUUGGGCGAAGACGAAGAUGAAGGAUAAGGAUCAGGAUCGUAGUGAUGGAGAUGCAGAAAAUGUGCUUGAGGCAAAGAUAGUGGCUGAGUUGAAGAGCGCAGUGGUAUGUUUGAGGGGAGGUGAUGGUGGAGAAGAGGAGUCGUAG
Molecule: messenger RNA, 5595 nt
Organism: Endocarpon pusillum Z07020
Lineage: Eukaryota; Fungi; Ascomycota; Eurotiomycetes; Verrucariales; Verrucariaceae
Exons: 2
Coding region: 1-5595 (1864 amino acids)
Biological process (GO): protein import into nucleus; RNA export from nucleus
Cellular component (GO): nuclear pore inner ring
Molecular function (GO): structural constituent of nuclear pore
Source: RefSeq, a predicted model, not a curated record